This is a messenger RNA of Scleropages formosus (Asian bonytongue), 2125 nucleotides long. Its product is annotated as homeobox protein Nkx-2.5-like. The record is from RefSeq and is a predicted model, not a curated record. The transcript has 2 exons. Gene Ontology annotation, molecular function: DNA-binding transcription factor activity, RNA polymerase II-specific; RNA polymerase II cis-regulatory region sequence-specific DNA binding. Lineage: Eukaryota; Metazoa; Chordata; Actinopteri; Osteoglossiformes; Osteoglossidae. Gene Ontology annotation, biological process: regulation of transcription by RNA polymerase II; cell differentiation. Bases 767 to 1702 code for a protein of 311 amino acids. Gene Ontology annotation, cellular component: nucleus.
CUCUCUUGCGUUGGAAUUACACGGCAUUUUAAUGAUGACGCUAUAAAACACUAACAUAAAUUCAUGACACAGUGUUGCUGAGGUCAGUCAGUCAGAUCAUCGGUUGCGAGCACGGCACAAAUUUUUAUGUUCAAGAAUCCAUUAAAAAACCAUUUAUUGAUAGAAGUGUUUUACUAACUUGAUAUUUCAAUCUUAAUUGUUUUAAUAUUUGCAAGACAUUGAAGUACACAGUGGAAUCAGCAGUGGUAAAUCAGCGCUGACAGAGUUUAUAAGCCUGGCAGCUCCCCUCCGAGCUGAUUUAAUUCCCUCGGAGUCAGUUCGGCUCUGCCUGUUUUGCAGAUCUCAUCUUGUCUGCUAUCUUUCUGGCUUCGCUGAAUUUCGAUUUGAGAAAUUCUGUCUUUGUGUCUCUUGGUGCUCUGCAGAUAAUAAUGUUGUUCUCCCAUUCCGCACCCCCCACCCCUGUCCAGCCCAGCGCAAUGACGUCGCUGAGCACGAGAGGCGCUGCGCAGCCUCCAGCAAGAGCAGCCAACAGCUGGAUGCAUUCGCCGUCACACAUGUCGACCAGCCCUCCUCUUCAUGCAUGGACUAACAAGCGGCCCUCGCUUUCUCUUCGCAUUUUUUGUUGCUCUUGCUGGAUGAUUAGAAGCGUUAUGUUUGUUUACAUCCCACUGCCCGUCUAAACAAACAAUCAGGUGAGAGGGUUCGAUGUUGCGCGGCUCCUCCGCAGCACGGGAAGUUUCCUUGAUGUGACCGAAAGGAGCCGAGGAUGCUUCUGUGUCCAGCGACAUCGACACCGUUUUCUGUCAAAGACAUCCUGAACCUGGAGCAGCAGUCGGGAGCCCUGCAGCUCGAGGGCAGCCACACGCGCCUCCCGCUGGAGCUGAAGCACCACCAGCAGGAGCAGCAACAGCAGAGUUUCGGGGAGACCACUUCGUGUGCGUUCGACCCUGGGCAGGGAGAGGAGAACAUGUCCUACAUGAGCACAGCACCUUGCCGGGACGACGCUCUGUCUCUGGACAUGUGUGCCCACACCCCCGAUCCUAGUAUGUCGGAGGCCGGAGUGGAAAGUCGGGACAUCAAGAGGUCGCGGCAGUGUGAGGAAGCGGGAAACUCGGACUCGGAGAGAGCUCAGAGGCCGCGGAGCAGAAGGAAGCCGCGGGUGCUCUUCUCGCAGGCACAGGUGUUCGAGCUGGAGCGGCGCUUCAAGCAGCAGAGGUACCUGUCCGCGCCCGAGAGGGAGCACCUGGCCACGAGCCUCAAACUCACUUCCACGCAGGUGAAGAUAUGGUUCCAGAACCGAAGAUACAAAUGCAAACGGCAGCGACAGGACAAAACGUUGGAGAUGGCAGGACAUCAGCACCCGCCGCCGCCCAGGAGGGUGGCUGUGCCGGUUUUGGUUCGAGACGGCAAGCCCUGCUUGGGUGGAUCGCAGAACUACAGCUCACACUACAGUGUGGGGUCGAGUGCCUACGGCUACAACGGCUACCCGCCGUACACCUACAGCAGCCCGCCCUAUAACAACGGCUACAGCUGCACUUACUCGAGUCUUCCAGCUCUGCCUCCUACCACCGCCGCAAACGCCUUCAUGAACAUGAACCUGGGAAACAUUGCUAACCUGGCUGGGUCCCCGCAGAGUCCCGCACACCAAGGGACUCCGGUGUCCUCCUGUCAAGGAACACUGCAGGGCAUUCGGGCUUGGUAGCCUGGGGCUCUCCCUUUGACACCCUCUUCAUGUUCAGGUGUCAACAGUUCAUUUCUACUUCAUUUUAGAACCACUGCAGUAUUUCUAAAACAGACUGAGGUUUUAAGGCGGGACUGUGAAUUAGUUUAAAAGAGUAAUUAAAAUUCAGCCAGGUGGACCUGUUCCUUUCAGUAACAUUCAGGGUCAGCAUACACAUGUUGUUCUGGUGAGUAUGAAAAUGAAAAUGAAGUAUACCGCAGGAUUACUUCCCAGCAAAAAGUAUUACAAUAAAAACUGUUGUCUGUGAUAUGGAUGAAGAAAUACGAAAUUGCAAUAUUUAUUUAAUACUGUAUAGGCCUAACAACUUUAUAAGUAAUCGGUAUAGAAACUAUUCAUAAUUGUGAUGGGAACAAAAUGGAUUAUAUACGCACAGAACAUUUUAUA